UGCUCCUGUUUCGGUUUCUUUUACUUUCACAGUUCGCUUUGCAAAGCUCACGGUUUGGAGUUCAAGACCCACCCAAUGACACGGUGGUGGAACAAUGUUGUAGACAGGGCUAUUAGAGAAAAAGAGAUACAAGCUUGGAACAACUGGAAGAACGGUGGUAGCAGGGAAUUGUAUCAGACUGCCAGAAGGGAAGUUAGGAGAUCGGAUGUUGAAUUAAACUAAAUUCGCUAUCAAUAGCAGUUCUUUGUAAAAUACACACAAAUCACUGUCCAUCUGAUAUCGAAACAAUGCUUGCACACGAUAAUCAACACAGAAACCAACAUAUAUUAAGCAUAUAUUAAGCAUACCCUGAUUUAUGAAACCAUCUAUUCCCUUUCGGAAUUAUUUAUCAAUGUAGAAAAUUGUGGGUAGGCACCGGUAAGGUAAAUCUAUUUUCCCGUAUGCUGUCUUUAAUUGGAGUUUGUGGGUGUAUAUAAAACGGUUGAGGUUAUAUCCUGAGUAAUUAUUCUUAUAUCAAAUAUAAAUUCUUAUAAUUAUCUCUAUAAGUAUACUGAUCGCUCUAAACGGUCAGAUCUCCAAUUUGAGAACUGGAAAAGAAUAUAUAAUUAAUUUUGUCCCAACUUAUGCAAUUAAUGUCUGAAUGAUAUAUAUAUAUAUAAUUCUACACUGUUGUUAAUUUAUGCCGAAAAACCAAAUGACAUCAGAGUUAAAGAAUAAUUUUUGACUUUCAACGAAUCAUGAUAUCCAUUAUCGUUCAAAGACUAAAAGAAUUUAUUUACACCAAAGAGAUAUAACCUUGUUCAUGUAGAAUUAUGAUAGAAUUACUAUAUAUUUUAUGAAGACUAAAAAGUCGGUUCAAAGUCUCUCUUGACCAGAAAUGGCAUGAGCACCCUCCCUGUACAUAACUCCAUGUCCCCCUACAUGGCCUUGCUUUUUGCUUUUUGAGCCAAAAAAUUAACUUAACUAACUUAACUUAUCUAACACAGAGAUAAUGAGCAAAAUUUCUGUUCGUUAAUGUUUGGAUGAUCCUGCCUUCUAAUUAUACAAGGACUAUGAAAGGAUAUGCAAGUUCUCAAUACAUUGAAUAACUUUAGAAUUGAUGAUAUAUAGCUGAAUUUAUAUUUGUUUGACUAACAAAGAAAAGCUUGUAUUUUGUGAGAAAUUAUGGAAAACGAAUUGGGUGAGGACGGUGCUAAAUGUUUGGAUGAUACUGCCUUCUAAUUAUACAAGGACUAUGAAAGGAUAUGCAAGUUCUUAAUACAUUGAAUAACUUUAGAAUUGAUGAUAUAUAGCUGAAUUUAUAUUUGUUUGACUAACAAAGAAAAGCUUGUAUUUUGUGAGAAAUUAUGGAAAACGAAUUGGGUGAGGACGGUGCUAAAUGUAAGACACAGUCUAAAAAGACGGACUGUACAGAGGAGACGUCAAAAGAUACAGGUAAAGUAUUAUACUGCUGUGAUGUCUGUAAAAAAUCCUUCUCUCGAAAACGUACCCUCACUGCUCAUAAACGUACACAUACAGGAGAGAAACCAUAUCAUUGUGAUAUUUGUGGUAAGUCCUUCUCUCAAAAUCAUGACUUAAAUAAACACAAACGUAUCCACACAGGAGAGAAGCAAUAUCACUGUGAUAUCUGUGGUAAAUCUUUCUCUCGAAACGAUCACUUAAAUAUACACAAACAUACUCACACAGGAGAGAAACCAUAUCAUUGUGAUAUCUGUGGUAAAUCAUUCUCUCGAAAUGAUCACUUGGCUACUCACAAAAACAUUCAUACAGGAGAGAGACCAUAUCACUGUGAUAUCUGUGGUAAAUCAUUCUCCAAGGUUGGUGACUUGGCUACACACACACGCAUUCAUACUGGAGUGAAGCCAUAUCAGUGUGAUGACUGUGGCAAAUCGUUCUCCAAAAGUGAUAACUUGACUAAUCACAAACGAAUUCAUACAGGAGAGAAGCCAUAUCCAUGUGAUGUCUGCGGGAAAUCAUUCUCAAAAAUAAGCAACUUAACUGAACACAGACAUAUUCAUACGGGAGAGAAACCAUAUCACUGUGAUAUUUGUGAUAAAUCAUUUUCUAAAAGUAGUAACUUAACUAGUCACAAACGUAUUCACACAGGUGAGAAGCCAUAUCAUUGUGAAAUCUGUGGUAAAUCAUUUUCCAAGGGAUGUAACCUAACUAAACAUAAACGUAUUCAUAAAGGAAGGAAACUAUACCACUUUGAUAUGUGCUAAAUCAUUCUCUCCAAAAUUACAAUUAAACGUGUAUCAUACUGAAGAGUUGCUGUAUCGACAUCAAAAAUCAUUUAAUGAAAAAUAUCUUCCGUCAUAACAAUAAAUGUAUUUUCACAGGAAAAAAUAAAACCAUGUGUGAUAACACUAUUUGGAUCUUUUCGGUUUGACCGGCAGUUUUUUAAAAUAAUUUCCACGUAACUAAACACUUUUAAACUUCGUAUACUGGUAGAAUG
Messenger RNA from Octopus sinensis (East Asian common octopus), 2455 nucleotides. RefSeq names its product zinc finger protein 239-like. Gene Ontology annotation, biological process: central nervous system development; regulation of transcription by RNA polymerase II. Gene Ontology annotation, cellular component: nucleus. Lineage: Eukaryota; Metazoa; Mollusca; Cephalopoda; Octopoda; Octopodidae. Gene Ontology annotation, molecular function: DNA-binding transcription activator activity, RNA polymerase II-specific; RNA polymerase II cis-regulatory region sequence-specific DNA binding. The coding region runs from base 1347 to 2222 and encodes 291 amino acids. The transcript has 4 exons. The record is from RefSeq and is a predicted model, not a curated record.